Messenger RNA from Kogia breviceps (pygmy sperm whale), 1434 nucleotides. It is a transcript of the gene LY6G5C, whose product is annotated as lymphocyte antigen 6 family member G5C. The record is from RefSeq and is a predicted model, not a curated record. Lineage: Eukaryota; Metazoa; Chordata; Mammalia; Artiodactyla; Physeteridae. Gene Ontology annotation, cellular component: external side of plasma membrane.
GGCCAAACUGGAGGCUGGUGGGCAGUCAUGCAUGUUAUGGCAGGCCCUGCAGGUAGCCGGAAUCCGGGCCCCCCUGAAGCCCUGUACAUGGUCCUCUUAAUAAUGCUGGUUGUGACGAGCUUGGUGUUUGGUGCGUUUGAGCAUUAUGAUCAAGAACCCCUUCAUCAGAUUCGUUUAAACAAUUACCUAAGCUGCUAUCGAUGCCUCUUGGAGACCAAGGAGUUGGGAUGCCUUCUGGGAUCUGACAUCUGCCUCGCCCCAAAGGGCAGCAGCUGCAUGACUCUGCUCAUAAAGAACAACAGUGGUUCGGAGAUCAUGGUGAGUGACUGCCGCAGCAAGGAGCAGAUGAGUGAUUGCUCGUACACCCACACUUCUCCAGUGCCGGGCUUCUGGAUAUUCUCUCGAUGCUGCUUCCAGAAUUUCUGCAAUAACCCUGAGAACAGAAUAAAAUAUGGUCCUUAGAACUUCCAUAAAGACCUCUGGAGUAAAAACCUGCCAACUUCCAGCCAUCCUCCUGAUUUCCACCUGGGGGCGGCCAGAACAAUGUCGGCCCCACCCACCAGCCCUCCCUGCCGCCCUCAGCAGCAGUUACUGGACCCCAGUCCUAUCUGCCUCUUGGUUGACGCCCCUCAACACCCCUAUUCCCACUCUGCCCGUUCCCCAGGCUCCCUCUCCAGAAUUCUCUGGAGUUUUCCUUCCUCAGUCUGACACCUUUCCUCCUGUCUGUUCCCACCUCAAGGAUGCCCCUUUGCCCUGCUUUGCUUCUUUUCCCACCACAGUCCUCUCUUGUCCAAAGUCCCCAGCUGUUCCUCCAAAAUAGAUGUACAAACUGUUUGUCUCUCUCUUCUGGUGGAUGUGGAGGCUCAGGGAGGUGGUACUGCCUGAGUGCCCCAUUAGGGGCAGGUAAGUGGCUCCCAGCUCUGCAGAGCUCUGCUCCUGCCCUGCCCCACUGUCUCUGAUUCAGCUCUCAGCACAAAGAGGUUUAGAGGAACUGCAAGCCCUCCUAUGUUGAAGACCAGAAGGGUAGUGGGCAUCCUCAGAAGUGCUGUCAGACCCAGAACUGGAUGGGGACUGGUAGGGAGGUUCAUGGGGGUGUGUUGGUAGGAGUGGAGCUGUAAAAGAACCAGUUCCAGGGAGGAGAGGGUGGGGAAGGAGCUGUGUGAAGAGAUGCAAGGCCUAGUGGCCUCUCUGAUCCCAAGCUCAACUUCCCUUUUCAAGGACCAUGGUAAGUUACUCCUCAGUUUUGGGCCUUGGGUUUCUCAUCCUCUGAGGCUAUCUUCCAGUUUGACUUGCUGGAGCUGUAUAAACCUGGGCCUUUGACUUAUGCUGAAGUCAGAGGUCAUGGGGUAAAGUGGGGCGGCAAGAGAGGGACACAGUAGCUUGUACCUCUCUUUGUACCUCCAACUGCUUCCUGACCUAGAAACAAAUGUUGGU